UGCUCUGUCUCUCAGUCUUCGCUUGUGCUGGUCUCUUCUCUCCAGGAGUCGAGUUCUUUCUCCACGACCACCACCAGGCACCGACCACCACUGUGCAAUAUCAAUGGAGUGGGAACCGGAGCAACAGGAUCUCGGAGGCCUCGGGCUCGCGGGCAUCUGUCGCGAGAUCUACCGGGUGGUCUUCCGCUCCAUCCUCCCGUACGCGGCGGCCGGCGUGGAAGCCGCGCUUCUCUCUGUGCUUUUGCUCGCCCGCGUCGCCGGUUACCACGGCCUCGACUCCCUCCACGGCCUCAUCGGUUUCCUCGUCGGCUUACUCUUCGAGGGCGUCUCGAUAAACGUCCUCGUCUUCUUCUCGCUUGUCUGCACCGGCCUCUACGUGUUCCUCAUCGCCUCCUCUACUGUACCCAGGGCGACUUCCGCGCUUCUCGGAGACUCCAGCGACACCUCCCUCGUGUCCCCUGUUAGCCUAAUCCUGCCCUGUUGUUUUUCUGUCAGUUUCGUCAGGUUCAGAGAAUAACGCUGCAGUGGCAGCCGUAGCUAGGUUCAGUUAUCUUUCAGUUAACUUUGGAUUCGCUUGAUUAGUUAGCUUAGGCCGCAAGAUGCGUUCUGUGCGAUCUGUGGCGACAUAGUAGGAGUGGCAGGAGUACGCUCGAGGUCGUGGGAUGGCACGAUCUGGUAGCCUGAGCGAGUCUCGCUGCACGUUUGUUUCGUUCUCUGAAUAAAAGGAGCAGAAACCAGAAAAGCUGCAACAGUUCGCAGCGCAAAUCUCUCUCGCCUCUUGAGUUCUCUCUCGGCUUCGUUCUGAAUCCACAACAACAACAAUUGGCAUCAGAGCCUUCUGAGAUCCAUGGCUGGAGGGCGUGGGACGCGGCAUGGCG
Messenger RNA from Triticum dicoccoides, 878 nucleotides. RefSeq lists its product as uncharacterized. Lineage: Eukaryota; Viridiplantae; Streptophyta; Magnoliopsida; Poales; Poaceae. The record is from RefSeq and is a predicted model, not a curated record. The coding region runs from base 104 to 517 and encodes 137 amino acids. The transcript has a single exon.